Salvia splendens (bonfire salvia) is the source of this 486-nucleotide messenger RNA. Its product is annotated as GPI ethanolamine phosphate transferase 1-like. Gene Ontology annotation, cellular component: endoplasmic reticulum membrane. Gene Ontology annotation, molecular function: mannose-ethanolamine phosphotransferase activity. The record is from RefSeq and is a predicted model, not a curated record. Gene Ontology annotation, biological process: GPI anchor biosynthetic process. NCBI's taxonomy places the organism in Eukaryota, Viridiplantae, Streptophyta, Magnoliopsida, Lamiales, Lamiaceae. Bases 82 to 486 code for a protein of 134 amino acids. The transcript is spliced from 4 exons.
GGAACUGGCAACUUUGCAAGUAUAGCAAGUUUUGAGAUCUCUUCCGUUUAUCGGUUCAUCACAAUCUUCAAUCCGUUUCUGAUGGCAGCCCUGCUCAUUUUCAAAUUGCUGAUACCUUUCAUGCUCGUUGUGUGCACGUUUACUGCAAUUACCAAAAUGGUGAAAGUUCCAUUACUGGGAUGCUAUUUUCUGGUGAUAAUAUGCUCGGACAUCAUGACAGUUCACUUCUUCUUCCUGGUACGGAAUACGGGAAGCUGGAUGGAAAUCGGGAACAGCAUCAGCCAUUUCGGAAUCAUGAGCGCUCAGGUUGUUUUUGUGCUUCUGUUGUUUGCUGUCACCACUCUUUACACUAAACAAUCCAGAUUAGAUCAUCCAAACGCCAUUCUCGAAAGCAUAUGUGAUUUUUCACAUUCCUUUUCUUCUCAAACUUCUUCACUUAAUUCAUUCAUGCCCAAUUUUGUGACAUCUCAUUUGCAAUUUGUAUAA